GCUCCACAACUGUAUUUCAGCGCAAUUAUUUUUGGCAGAGCUUGGAGACGGACAGCAAAACAACAGCCACAACAGGAGGCACCAACACACGUUUCGUCUGUAUUUGUCAUUGUCUCGCAGCUGUGUUUCAUCCUCAACCCAAUGUCUGUAUGUAAUGUAUUUGACUUAGCAGAGUGUGUGAUAACACGGUAAGGGAUGCUGUAACCAUGACAACAAGAGAAAGCGCUCUGACACCGAACCUCCUAAUGCGCACGUGUGCACGUUACGGGGAGGGAUUACGUCCGUAGAACAGGACGCUGCUGGUAGGAAGUAACGAUGAAUUAUUCGCAAUUUGCAGUUUGGGGAUUUUUUCCGUUAAAACCGGAUAUUUACUUCGACGUGGUGCGUUAUCGUCAGUGACAACGCAACAUAUGUUAAUUUAGCAGCAGGAUACGCGAUGACACCUCAGCCCCGAGUCUCGACGGACUCGAUCUUUGCUGGAUAGUUUCUCUUCAUCAGUUCUACCGUAGCUGCUUUGUAGCAGCGCAGCGGGUCCUCUGCACAACAAGAGACGGGUGGUCGACACUAUGAUGAGGCCUGACUGUCAGAAGGGCGACGACAUUUGACCAUCAGACAGAGACAUGGCGACCCAGCUGGGGGUGUUCUCCUCUCCCUGCGUGUCCUCUAGCGCCUACUCGCGCUCCAAGAGGCUCAAGGUGGAGAACCCUGGCUGGGACGGGGCCCACCCGCUGGGGGACCACCCCAGCGGGUGCUACCAGCCCAGUCCCAGCCAGGCCCCCGGCUCCGGCUCCAACCACCAACAGGCGUACACCUCCACCACCCAGGGGCCCCCACCCCCUCUCCAGCCGCAGGGGCCCCCCAGAGAGCAGACGGUGGUGCGCGCGGCCGACAGCACCGGAAGCCUCCGCGGCCCUCCGUCCUCCACCUCCUCCUCGUCCUCCUCGUCCUCCUCUUCGGCCUCUUCCUCCUCCCUCCGCCGGGCCAAGGAGGCUCCGGUGGCUCCGCCCACGGCGGCGGCGGCGGCGGCCCCGCCCGGCGACCUCUACGCCCGGCAGCAGUACGGCCUGAAGAGGAAGAGCGAGGAGGCGGACAGCAGCGACAGCGUGCAGAUCCUGGAGGAGCUCUCGGCGCCCGUGGUGACCAACAACCGCCUCGCCGCCGCCGCUGCUGCUGGCGUGGGCGGAGGGGGUGGCGGUGGAGGAGUAGGCGGAGGCACCGCCGCCGCCGCCGCCACCACAACCACGGGGACCCAGUCCUUGGCGCACUCCACCUCGGCGGCGAAGAGCAGCAGCUCCCACAGCGAGGGGGACUACCAGCUGGUGCAGCAUGAGAUCCUGUGCUCGGUGGCCCACAGCUACGAGGUGCUGGAGUUCCUGGGGCGCGGGACCUUCGGCCAGGUGGCCAAGUGCUGGAAGAGGGGCACCAACGAGAUCGUGGCCAUCAAGAUCCUGAAGAACCACCCGUCCUACGCCCGCCAAGGACAGAUAGAGGUGAGCAUCCUCAGUCGGCUGAGCACGGAGAACGCAGACGAGUUCAACUUUGUGCGCUCCUACGAGUGCUUCCAGCACAAGAGCCACACCUGCCUGGUGUUCGAGAUGCUGGAGCAGAACCUGUACGACUUCCUCAAGCACAGCAAGUUCAGCCCCCUGCUGCUCAAGUCCAUCCGGCCUGUGCUGCAGCAGGUGGCCACGGCGCUGAUGAAGCUCAAGAGCCUGGGUCUGAUCCACGCCGACCUGAAGCCAGAGAACAUCAUGCUGGUGGACCCCAUUCGCCAGCCCUACCGCGUCAAGGUCAUCGACUUCGGCUCGGCCAGCCACGUGUCCAAGGCCGUGUGCUCCACCUAUCUGCAGUCGCGCUACUACAGAGCCCCAGAGAUCAUCCUGGGACUGCCGUUCUGUGAAGCCAUCGACAUGUGGUCGUUGGGCUGCGUGAUCGCUGAGCUGUUCCUGGGAUGGCCCCUCUAUCCCGGGGCCUCGGAGUAUGACCAGAUCCGCUACAUCUCACAGACCCAGGGCCUUCCGGCGGAGUACCUGCUGAGCGCCGGGACAAAGAGCAGCCGCUUCUUCAACAGGGGGCCUGACGCCAGCUACCCCCUGUGGAGGCUCAAAACACCCACAGAACAUGAGGCGGAGAUGGGGAUCAAGUCCAAGGAGGCGAGGAAGUACAUCUUCAACUGUCUGGAUGACAUGAUGCAGGUGAACAUGACCCACCUGGACGGGACGGACGUGCAGGCGGAGAAGGCGGACCGCCGGGAGUGCAUCGACCUGCUGAAGAAGAUGCUCACGCUGGACGCGGACAAGAGGGUCACGCCCAUCAAGACCCUCAACCACCCCUUCGUCACCAUGAGCCACCUGCUGCCCUUCCCCCACAGCUCCCACGUGAAGUCCUGCUUCCAGAACAUGGACAUAUGCAAGCGUCGAUGCACCGCCUUCGACAACAACAAGAACCUGUUCGCUGGCAACAGCGCCCCGAGUGGUGCGGCCAACCUCACUGUGACCUUCAGCAGCCAGCUCAACCAGCACAGCCAGAUGGCCUCCCCCAGGGGCCCGUCUCUGUCCCUGAGCAGCACCGUGCCGCUGCUCAACUACCCGCCUGGCCUCUACCAGCAGGCCACCAUCAACAUCCCCGGCCUGGCCCCGCAGAGCAGAGCCCCCCAGCUCUGCGGCCAGGCCGAACCCUUCCAGCAGACCCUCAUCGUCUGCCCGCCCACCCUCCAGGGUCUGCAGCCCUCCAACAAGCACUCUGGCUACCCAGUGAGGGUGGACAACUCUGUUCCCCUGGUCCCCCAGAGCCAGCCCCCGCAGCCCCUCCACAUACAGCCCAGCAUGUUGGCCCAGCAGGGCUGGCCCGCUGGGACCCAGCAGAUCGUCAUCCCUUCCAGCUGGCAGCAGAUGGCGCUCCACGCCCCAGGCCAGGCGCUGGUCUCUGACCCCCCCAUGGGGGCUCCACACACCUGGCGGGGUCGUCAUGGCAGCCAGUAUGAUAAUCAGCAGGAGCUCGCUGCGGGGCGUCACGGCUCCACCCUGAACCACCACCCCUCCACCGCCUCCUCCACACACCCCAGAGCCCAGCAGGCCAGGAGGUCCAAGGCGCGGCAAUCGGACUGCAGAGCCAGGCCCCCCUCUGGGGACCGCUCCCAGCCCAUCGUCAUCUCCGACACGCCCAGCCCAGCGGCGAGCAUCAUCACCAUCGACAGCGACUCCGACGAGGAGGAGGAGAGCAAGGUCCUGGCAGCCUGCUCCAGGCCCAGCCAGCGGACCAACGUGAUCAGCUGUGUGACAGUGCACGACUCCUCCGACUCUUCCACAAGCAGCCCCCUGAGCCCCCAAGCGGGGCCCCAGGCCUCCAAGUGUCUGGCCGUCAUCAUGCCCACUGUGAAGAGCCAGCCCGGGGACGCCUCAAGCAUCAGAGCAGCAGACCCGGCUCCGAGCGGCUCUGCUAAGUCCAAGAAGGACUCGACGCAGGUCAGCCAGUCAGCCGGGGACUCUACAGCCGAACGCCAUCAGCAGACAAAGUGGAGCAGAACUCAGCCUCUAAACCUCAGUCAGCUCCAACCAACCGUCCUGUCCUCGUCGCUGGACCCACUGGGAGGAGGUGGCAUCGGCAGCGGGGCCCUGAGGCCGCGCCCGCCCAACUACCCAGCGCCCGUCUCCCAGUCCCACUACCGGCUCCACGACACCGCCCUCUUCAGCUCGGCGCCCGGCCUCUACGCCUACCCGGCCUCCGCCGCCCUGGCCUCCGUCUCCCAGACCGUGGACCAGAUGCAGGGGGCCUCGUCAAGCCUGGCCCGGGCCGGCGGGGCCUACGCCUCCGUGGGGCUGCUGCCGAAGAACGGGGGCCUGGCGCUGGGGGGGCCAAUGCCCGGGCCCUACGGCAGCAACCUCAACCACCACCACCACCACCUCCACCAGCAGCAGCAGCAGCAGCUGGCUGGAGCGCACUUCCAUCACUCAAGUGCCCCCUACCCACGCAAGCUUAACCAGUAUCCUUUCCUGUGAGGAGUCCACAGGCCAGGGGCCGUCUCUUGUUCACAAGACCAGGAGGAGGAGCCCACUGAGAGGUCAUCUCAAGGGGACCAGGAGGGUGGCAAUCUUAGGUCGUCACAUGGGGACCGACCAGUUGGAGAGAAGUAUGAGGUCAUCACACGGGGACCAGGAGACAAGGCGUUUACAAUGUGUUUUAAAGUCCUUUUUUUUUAUAAUUUUUCUCUUUUAGGAAAUCAAAUGUGAAAUUGAAUAUUGCAUAACAAAUAUAUUUAACUUUGUUGGCUGUACAUUGUUAAUUAUUUGUUUACAUUUUAAUGUAUCUUGCCUGUUUAAUUUUUUUAAAGAUCUAUAUGUAAAAUAAAACUGUGAGGUUGAACCUUUAGCACUUAAUGUCAUGGACAAUGAUUAGUGGACUUUGCUUUUAUUCUGAAUAUAUAGAAGUGCUUGCAAUCUGCAAACACAACCCACUUGCCUUACUUAAUUCUCUAUGGCAACAUAUUGUGGUAAUAUAAAUAUGCGUUAAGUGUGAGCAAUGUUUAUUUUUCUUCUAUUGUCUAUUUUACACUUAUGAAUGUUUGUACUGUAUGUAAGUAUGUACUGUAUGUAACUGGUAUCCUAGAUACAAAAUAAGUAUAUACUGUCAUGUACUAUGAUGAUGUGUCAGUGUGUUCUGAAUCCGGUCAAAGGUGUCUAUGAUGACAUUAGGCCUGGUCCUACAGGUGUAAGAUCAUGCUUGGUAGGUGGAAACAAAAGCUUACAAAGACGAUGUAGAUGAUCCAGUGAGGUUAACAUACCGCUGGCAUUGGGGGAGGACAUUGAGGGGCAGGACAGUGAGACGUGUUGUUUUUGUUUGUGCGAUAACAUGUUCUCAAUGAUAGUUUGAGAAGUAAAGACACAUUUCCCUGUGGUGUGUUUAAGAGUGUCUUUCGCACACAUAUGCACAAACCAAAUCGUAUUGGGUAUCUCAAGUUGUACGGUGUUGAUUGUUAACAUUCAUUCUUUAUGGUUUAAAUUCACAUUGUGAAUGAGCUGAUAAUUGAGGUGAUUCAUAGAGAUAGAUAGGUAAAUUGAUGUUUAUUAGGUAACCAAUUAAUAUGAAAUAUAUGGUGAAGCCUGCUGUGUUGUGAUUCACUCAAUGACGUCAUCAAACACAGGAUGCCACCAAACCAAUAAGUACGCAAUAAAAACUCUGUUUAAAGUUAA
This is a messenger RNA of Gadus macrocephalus (Pacific cod), 5189 nucleotides long. It is a transcript of the gene hipk1a, whose product is annotated as homeodomain interacting protein kinase 1a. The transcript is spliced from 16 exons. The coding region runs from base 621 to 3998 and encodes 1125 amino acids. The record is from RefSeq and is a predicted model, not a curated record. Lineage: Eukaryota; Metazoa; Chordata; Actinopteri; Gadiformes; Gadidae. Gene Ontology annotation, cellular component: PML body; cytoplasm; nucleus. Gene Ontology annotation, molecular function: protein tyrosine kinase activity; ATP binding; protein serine/threonine kinase activity. Gene Ontology annotation, biological process: intrinsic apoptotic signaling pathway in response to DNA damage by p53 class mediator; peptidyl-serine phosphorylation; smoothened signaling pathway.